Messenger RNA from Actinia tenebrosa (Australian red waratah sea anemone), 1246 nucleotides. RefSeq lists its product as uncharacterized. The record is from RefSeq and is a predicted model, not a curated record. Lineage: Eukaryota; Metazoa; Cnidaria; Anthozoa; Actiniaria; Actiniidae.
CAUGUUCUGUGUCCAGACUAAUUUCACCAUGAAAUCAAGAUAGCUACCCAAUGGCGGCUCUGUUCUUUCAUGGCUUCUCACAGACGCUGUCUUCGGUUAAGUUUCCUUGGCUUGGUCUUCGUGGCAGCUUUGUCAGUGAUCUUGAUAAUUUCACAAGGUCCAAUCGACUUGAAGAUACAGCAGACUAUUGCAAGUUGGCAUUUUGCUAGUUCAUUCCAAAACGAGACAAAUUCUUCGAAGCCUAUCUGCAACACCGAAGCMAUGAGAGAUAUUCUACUUGUCAUCGCCUACAUCGACAUCACCAGCGAAAAGAUGCUAGCACUURAAGACCUGUAUAAAAACAAUUUCCCCAACAUACUUUUCUGUGGAUCAAAUCCACUCGAAACCGGAAGUAAAAGCAACAUUUUGAUAUACAAUAUUCAACAUGGGAUAACCGCUUAUGCUUGUCUGGCGGGCGCAAUCAAGGCCUACCCAAAAUACAAGGGAUAUUUAUUCAUUAAGARUGACUUAUUUGUGAAUUACUGGAGACUAUCGGAACUGGACCUUCAUAGAAUAUGGCAAACAAGAACACUUGGUAACCAAGCAAUUUUUGAGCAGUCACGUGAGCAAUGGAUCUGGUGGUACACGGCUUGGGGUAUGAAAGCGUGCGAGAAAGCUUACAAAAAGAUCAUCUUCCUAAACWCUGUGGACAAGCAAAAUGGAGGUCUUGAUAACGAACGUAAAGAAGAAUCCAAUUGGGRCAUAGAGAACUCGUUAAAUGCUUUACUAUGGAACGGUCGUGGGARAUAUCACUGUUACCAUGGCGACGCGAACAUCUUUUACAUCCCUGCAAAGUACGCCAUGGCGUUUGAGAAAAUGACGCGAAUUUUUGAAGAAUUCGGUGUGUUUGUUGAAAUUGCGGUUUCUACGAUCAUUAAGAUGCUUGAGUUACAGGAAAAAAAUAUCGUACUUGAAGGUGUUGACCUGGGGAAGAUAUUUGGUGAAGAAAGAGCUGUGUGGGACUCGGCACUUUUUAUGGAUUCUUUKAAUUUUUCUCAGGCUUACGUAAGACCGUUAUUUGCGAAGAAUAGUGGAUAUUAUGAAAACAGUGUGAGGGRAAUUCUUAAUGCGAUUGAUAUUCAAAAAAACUGUUCGCCAAAAAGAAACUGGUGGUGAAACGAAGCAUCACUCUUUAAGAUAAGUCGAGACCUUAUCGCUUYAUUUUACUUCGUAAUAUAUUUUUACUGUUUCAUGCAAGAUUUUCUUA